Messenger RNA from Peronospora farinosa, 1440 nucleotides. The record is from the annotation of a GenBank genome assembly. NCBI's taxonomy places the organism in Eukaryota, Oomycota, Peronosporomycetes, Peronosporales, Peronosporaceae.
AUGGCGCUUUUGCGAGAGACGGCUGCGAUGAUGGACACACCAAUGUCUCCGCUCGAUAGCGGUCCAAGCGAUGACCUGCUCGCUGUGCUGGACGAGAUACUAGACUUUACGCCGAAAGAAGCUGCGUCGACAGACUCACUAGCGCAACAGGCGCUGGAAGCCAGCUAUAUCGCAGAUGCGUUUGAGUUCCCAGAAGUGCCCAACCCGUACGAACAGCAGCCAGUAGAGGAACCAAAGCCUGCAUUGCUGGAGGCAAAGGUGGAGCAAACUGCCACCUUCGUGCCUAUUGUCACCAAACAACCUGCUCAACGUCAAAAACAACAACACCAGAGUGCUCAACGAAAGAAGGAUGUUUGCACGAUGACGUGUCCGACACCGAAGCGACGCCGCAAGCGCCCUAAAGACGAACUCGACUACCUUCGCGCGAAGGUGGCGGGUUUGGAGGAGGAACUGGCAUGUCUUAAUCGAUCAACAGGAAGGUUUUCCUCGAUAAGUGAUAUUGAAAAAGAGAUGUUUGCACGUUGGAAACUAAUCGCUGAACGCCAAAAAGAGGAAGCAAACAGAACUAUUGUCGAGAACAUGAAGCUACGAACCAUGCUGAAAGCCCAAUUUGAGAUCGCCAAACGUCGUCAAAUGAUGAUGGCUGAGUAUCACCAACAGACGAUGCCACAAUCUUUGCCGUGGAACUUCAUCAAGACGGAGUUUAAUUUUUUUGAUGUUGAAGACGUUGACGGCCCGCGCGUCCCAAGCAUAUCGGACGAGACGAUUUUCGCACAGUUGAAUGGGAGCCUUGAGGCGCAGUACGCUCAAGUCAGCUCAGUGCUUCAAGCAAAUGGGAUUGCAGAUGUGAACCGCGAAUUGUUGGGCAAGAUUCACCUCAAGCAAAACAUGAAUGGUAUCUCGUUUGGAAUUCACGAAGUUCGUCUAGUGCCGUUUGCAAUGCAGUCAGUGGAGCGCAUCAUGUGGUCCUUAGUGGGUGACAAAAUUAGCGAGGUGCCCGGUCGCACCCAAAUCAUCAACAAUAACCAUCAAAACUUCAAGAUCGGCAAUACACUUGAAUUCCCCAAGUCUCAGCACACGAAAACGUCGUCCCGGUUUGCAAUGCGUCGGUACUUUGAAGGCAACCGCAUAAUUUUUGUCUGGAGUGCCUGUGUGGAGAUCGCGGGCUCAGUGUUCGUCCGCCUUCGUGAAAAAGGAUGCGUAACGAUAUCGUCAUUUAAUCUUACUGGAAGCGAGUUAUCGAGAUGUGAGGGCUCCAUUUUGCGUUGCGUGAUUGAUGUGGAACCGGAGACUGUGAAGUUUAGCACUGGAGCAGACCCUAAGAAAAACAUCAAAGAAAUGACUGACCUCGUGCUCGCAGCGUAUAACCGCAGGUUCGAUACCUUCAACCAAUUGAUGGAAUCACUUCUUCUUCAAGAUCUCAGGGCUUCGUCAGCAUAA